AUGCUCACCCGCCAAUGCCGAAGCCAACUCCUCAUCGUUCACCCGCAGCAGCGCCUACUCCUUCGCAGCUUUUCCACCGGUAACGAUGAGGACCACACGAGGAGGCUGCUCAGACGACGCAUGAGCAUUGGGCUCCCUGCCGACACAACAGGUAUUGGUGGUAGUAGCGGUAAUGGGGGUCUGGGGAGGUGGGAUGAUGCGCCGCCGACAUUCUCGUGGAGUCGGAUUCAAGAUGUGUUACCCUCGACACGGCCGAAGGGCGUACAUUACCAGCUCACCGACGUUGGAACCACUACCUCCGCAUUUCUUUCCGCAAUCUUCAAGCCAAUUCAGGCUUUCUUCCCAACGCGCACCAACGAGUACUCGCCACCCCCCCCGAAACCGCUCUCCAUUGCUACACCAACAUCAACACGCGCCCUGCGUGACCUCGAGGAGGGAAUUCUAUCUACUGAGAAGUCACUGAAAUGGAUCAGUAAUAAGCACAGGGCUCUAAAGUCGCACUCGCCAUAUCUACAGCUUAGCAGCCGGGCCGUGGUAUCGCUAUUCCAGAGACUCUUGGAGGCAGGGAUGUACAAACGUUUUCUGGAGGUUCUGGAGAGCGAGGAUGUGCUAGCUGAGGAAGGUGUGGAUCUGGUAUGGAUGAGCCUGGAGAAGUACGAUGCGGUGACGAGGCGGAGGAUACUCGAGGGGUUGUGCGAGACAUGCAAAACCCAGCAUCGGCGGCGGUUUAGAGGGAUGUUAAUGGGGCUGGAUUAUAAGGUGGAGAAGGAUUUGCACAUGGAUGUCCUAAACGAGACGGCGCAGAUGUUGUCGCAAAUCCUUGUUGUGAAGGCGCCGACGGAGGAGGGGUAUGCAGCUGAAGUGGCCAAGGCAACAGAUGUAGAAGAGCUGUCUGGGGUGUGUGAUAGGAUCGCUGCUGGGACUGUCAAGAUAGGUGUUGAGACGAGUCAAGCGGUGUUCCGUCGGUUCUUGGAAUUGGGCGGGAUCAAUGACGCGGUCAGGUAUGCGCUGAAGCCGGCGGUCAAUGUCCCCGGAACACAUAAUAUCGCAAGGUUGUGCGAUGCACUCUGUGAUAAGUUCAGGUAUCAGGAUGCGUACAGGCUGAUCAUUGACGCUUUGAAGGUCCAGUCAUUCGGAUUCAUCUCAGAUUUAGAUGUGCUGGCUGGUGUACGCACUGUUGAUAGACUGAGUGGGAGAACUGAGGAUGAGCUUGUAGACUUAUGGGAGGCCCUCAACACAUCGUACGCAAUAUCAAUAAGAGAUAUUACCAAGGACACUUUUGGCGCGUUUAUUGGACGAGCCUGCCGGCUCAAAUUUGGGCGACGGUCACAAUGGUGGGAGGGAAACGGAGCUACUCCGCUGCUCAAAAUGUGUAUGGAGAUUAUCAUUCUGCGUCUGCGCGGAGAGGUGAACACCAUGCAUCUUGCAACCCUCAUGGAGGCCUGGAUAUGGAACUGGCAAGGGGACGAGGACAAGAGGGUUGAUACUACGUCACUAGACGAAAGCAUCCCAUUUCUGCCAAACUUCUUGGAUAUUCUUUCGCAUGAGCAGCUUGACCAGGUCCUCAUCAUGGUAAUAAACAGGAUAACUAUAAACUGCCAACGAAGAGGUAACGAGAUAUUCCCAGUGCGAGUAUUGUGGCCGUUUGUUUCCUCCGUGGCCAAAAGUCAACUUUGGAGGAACGAGGAGAGCGUGGCACUCUGGGCUAUUGAGGGUGCUGUAUUAAGGAAAGGCCUAGCAUCCAAAUACCUCGCCUUCCGCAGCGACCCUGAAAUCGCUCGCUUUGUCGUGCGCCAGUACCUCCCCUUCCGCAUGGCCGUUGAGGGUGCAGACGGCACCGAGAAAGAGAACGCCAAAGCCGUCUUCAUGCAGCUGCGGGGGAUGGACAACCCCGGCGGCACCAUAAUUACCAACCCCGAAGGCAACUCACAGGCCAUUGGCCCCUUCGCACAUGCCAUCCUCGCCUUCAAAGACACCGGCAUCCCAUGUCGCACCCUUCUCCUUGACAUGGUGUACACCCUCUACCGCCUCAUGCGGCCCCAAGAAAUCGUCGAGCUCCUCCGCGACCUCAACGCCCACGGCAUCCGCCCCAGCUCCUCCCAAUACUCCCUCCUGAUACGCACCCUGACCCCCACGCACCCCUCCAGCGCCCUCUCGCUCCUCAAAAUCUACGCAAAAUCCCAAUACAGCGUCUUCGCCGCCUUCAUCGCCUCCACAGCGUCAAAACACCCCCACCUCGCACUCGCCGCAUACCGCUUCCUCACCCGCCCCAACGUCUUCCCCUUCACGCCCGACCAGCCGUGCCUCGCGCCCCGCCGCCUCCCAAAACGCCGCCUCCUCCUCGCGAUGGCCUGGAAAUUCGCAAAUUCCCCCGCAUUGACGGCAAGGCAGUGUCAGCGCUGGGUGCACAUCUGCUACGGGACAAUGCUGAAGCUUGGCUACGCCCCCGGACCAACGAUGGGGCUGGCAAUUGCUGUUGCAGCAGUCCAGAGAACGAUUAGGGAGGGUAUUCCUGUCAGCAUCAACAGCGCGCGGCAGCGAUGGGUGAUCCAGGCUGUCAAGAGACAGGCGGGGACGAAGAAGGCGGAGGAGGUGGCGAUGAUCUUGAAGAGGUGUGAGGAUCUGCGCAAGGAGCGGAGGCGGCAUAGGGAUCGGGACAGGUCGGUGGGGUAUCGGGAUGUGGAGCUGUGGUUGGAGAAGAUUAGGGGGCCGGAUGCGCAGUGGUAA
Messenger RNA from Morchella importuna, 2727 nucleotides. RefSeq lists its product as uncharacterized. The transcript is spliced from 2 exons. Lineage: Eukaryota; Fungi; Ascomycota; Pezizomycetes; Pezizales; Morchellaceae. The coding region runs from base 1 to 2727 and encodes 908 amino acids. The record is from RefSeq and is a predicted model, not a curated record.